Molecule: messenger RNA, 2395 nt
Organism: Tigriopus californicus
Lineage: Eukaryota; Metazoa; Arthropoda; Copepoda; Harpacticoida; Harpacticidae
Product: nuclear receptor ROR-beta-like
Exons: 2
Coding region: 162-2279 (705 amino acids)
Biological process (GO): positive regulation of transcription by RNA polymerase II; cell differentiation; negative regulation of transcription by RNA polymerase II
Molecular function (GO): zinc ion binding; nuclear receptor activity; RNA polymerase II cis-regulatory region sequence-specific DNA binding
Source: RefSeq, a predicted model, not a curated record
AAGAGAGGAAGAGAAGAACUGAAGCGCUCUCAGCUUGUGACACAACAGGAGAGGCGCUCCAACAAAGUAGUUGGGAUUCGGAACAACAUCGGUUAGGUUGGAACUGUAUCCUGGGAGCUUAAAGCAGUCAAGUCAUCUUGUUCGUUGGGUCACAAAUCGACAUGAGUUGUGAUAAAGGCACCACCAUGAGGCAAUGCUUGGUGUGUUUGGAUUACACCAAGCGAAGUCACUUGAACUAUGGAGCUGAUGCGUGCUUCAGUUGUCGAGCCUUCUUCCGUCGAGCGCACCAAAAAUGUCCAAAGUCCAUACCCAAUUUUCAGUGUAAGAAUGGAAACCAGUGCAACGUGAAUGCCAAAAACCGUCGACGAUGUCAGAAAUGUCGGUAUGACCGGUGUCUCCAGUAUGGCAUGAAGCCCGAAUGUGUCUUGGAUGAUGGACAACGUCGGUCCCGAUUUCGAAAGCCCUUCGUGCGCAAGACCUCCAAUAGUUGUUCCGAUCAAUCUCGAGGAUUGGACAGAUAUGCAAAGUGUUUGGAUUCUAUUGAUGAGAGCGAGGUUCAAAACGAGAGUGAGAUUCGGAACGAAACUCAAGAGAUGGACGAGUACCUGAAUGGGAAUGAAGAUAGCAUUUUUGAGCCGGAUGUGGAAGAUGCUCAAUCCCCUCGUUACCAACCCCCUUUGGAUUCGACCAUGGACCUCAUUCAGCCGUGGGAGGUUGAAAAAGGAAAGAAGAUCGAAGGGGUUGAGGAUGUUAUCGAGCUAAUCAACUUGUGUAAGGAGAACACGCUUACCAAUGACUACUCUCAGUGGUCUAGAAUGGAUAUUAAUGCGGAUAGGAUCUCUCACUUGAAGAUGAUUUGGACGAACAAUUUCUCUUAUCUAUCCUAUGACUAUUGGUUCAUCUAUGCCAUGGUAUCUUUCCAUCAUGGAGGACCAACGCCUUCAGUGCAAGCUUUGAAACAGUACCUUCUGACCCUCCGGGAUUUCUUUUGGCACUUGGCUGGAUGCUUCCAAACCUUUGGCAUUCCCCUCAGAGAUCUCAAUGUUUUGGUGGAAAGAAACACACCGUUAUUUAUUCACCUCGUAUUGGGCAAAUACGCUUCAUCUGCUUCGGGCAGACACCAAUUGCAGUGGCUCCUCAUGCUAAAACUACCUCACUACCUCCAAAUCCCUGUGGCAAAUUGUUCCAAAUUAGAGCCUCAUUUUCAAGCUCUCCUGGGUCAUCAUUUAGAGGAAUAUAUACGGUUCUCUAGCAAACUCAGUGAAGGUCAGGUGGAUCUUCCAGACUUGGCCCUGAUUUCGGUCCUGAUCUUACUCAAAACAGACCCUAACACUUGCCUUGAUCAACCGGACAAAGUGAAGAUCCAAUUCAAGGCCCUGUUACAUCACAUCGAAACGAGUCCCAACUCCUCUAGCUCUACCAAAAGUGAUAUCUUGCACACCCUGCACACAGUUCAAACCAUGGCAAAUAAGUUUCUACUUCAUAGCUCAACAGGUUGUUACUGGCGAUAUCAAAUGACGGUGCCCUACUCGAACGAAGAAGAAAAUUGGACUGUCCGACAAUUUCAACUUUUCGACCAGACAUUCCGACAGAUUUCGUUUGGCGAGGACCUGGUCAAAGAAUUCAUCAUGUUCGCUUUUGACGUUCCAGUGUCCCAACGCUUUCUACCCGAGAGUUUCAAGAUUUGCACUCAACGUUUUCAUGACAUAUUUCUGUUGCACGAGGAAAGUGCUCGUCUCACACGUCUGGACCGCAAAAUCAUGUGGAAUCAGAACCUCCUCUUGGCUGUGGCUGUAUGGGUGACCAAAUGUGAAAGCUAUGAAACAGGAAUUGAUCAACUGAAAUUCAAUCUGGGUUGUUCCGACACAACGGUCUACAAUGAAAAUUAUGGUUCAUUUUUGGAGCAAAAGUCAAUCAAGAAAUUCACGAUGCUUGAUAUCAACUGGUACACCGCAUUAAUGUCUCGAGAAGUUUGCGAGAGGUUCUCGGCCUUGGUUAAACACCUCUCCAAAUGUGUCGAGGAUACUGACAAUUACAAGCUGCUCUGUCUCAUUUGCAUCCUCACCCCUGACAAUAUGGAGUUCACGUCAUCAAUGCAGAGACUCCAAGCUCAAUACAUUAACUUGCUCAAACGUCGGAUCAAGGUUCAGUGUGACCAACGGAAUCUGAAUGGUUGCUCCGAAGCCAACCACCCUUUUGCCGAUUUCAAUACCGCUAUGGCCAAUGUGAAAGAAUUGGCCGCAAUCAUUAAAACUUUUAACAAGAUGACUUCAGAGUGAUUGAGUAAAAAAAGAUACCGGCACAUAUUCCAAUCAUUCACCCAAAAGAAUUAUUCUUCGAUUAUUGAUGUUGUGAUACAUUCUCUUAUAAGAUGAAUGGAAAUUAAACCUGAAUU